GAGAGAGAGAGAGAGCACGGAUUUGGGCAGGACUGUGGUUACCCAGCUUUUCCUUCGGUGACUACACCCCGAGAGGAGGAGCGUAGUGUGCAGCGUAGUAGGCGUCAGGAUCCUCAAUUUCCAACUUAGCAUCUUGGCAGGACAUUUUCCCAAGCAAAGCCCCCGUCCGACGGCUAAAAAAAAUAAAAUAAAAAUAAAAACUUCAGCACGGGCAUGUGAGCGACGCGGCAAGUGACGGGGCGGCAGGAGGAAAAAAAGAAAAAAAAAAUCAAACUGAGGCAAAACAUCUGACGGACAGUGGCUCAAAAUAAGACCAACACCUCAGCGUGCUUUUUCCUAAGUCCCCUCUCUCUUCUGCCGUUGCCAUUUAGCGGGACGCACAGACGGCGGCUCCGCAGGCGCGAGGCUCUAUGCGCUCUGACAGCAGCGCGUGAGAAAUCCAAAAAGGGGAGAAAAGUGCGCAAAUUAAGUGGUUUGACUCUCGGGACUCCAGCAUGGCGUAUCCCCAGGGCUACUUGUACCAACCGUCCGCUUCUUUGGCGCUGUAUUCGUGCCCUGCGUACAGCACCAGCGUCAUAUCGGGACCCAGGACCGAGGAACUUGGGAGAUCCUCUUCGGGAUCAGCCUUUGCGCCCUAUGCCGGAUCUACCGCCUUCACCAGCGCCUCGCCGGGCUACAACUCCCAUCUGCCGUACAGCGCGGACGCGGCAGCGGCUGCCACGUUCACCUCGUACGUGAGUUCGCCCUAUGACCACACCACGGGUAUGGCUGGCUCCAUAGGGUACCACCCUUACGCUGCACCGUUGGGCACCUACCCUUACGGUGACCCGGCGUACCGCAAAAACGCAACCCGGGACGCCACCGCCACCCUGAAGGCCUGGCUGAACGAGCACCGCAAGAACCCUUACCCGACCAAGGGCGAAAAGAUCAUGUUGGCCAUCAUCACCAAGAUGACCCUGACGCAGGUGUCCACCUGGUUCGCCAACGCCAGGAGGAGGCUAAAGAAGGAGAACAAGAUGACGUGGACCCCGCGGAACCGGAGCGAAGACGAGGAGGAGGACGAGAAUAUCGAUUUGGAGAAAAACGACGACGACGAGCCGAAUAAGCCCGCAGACAAGGGAGACUCCACAGACACAGAAGCAGAUCACAAGCUGCUGAACCCAGGGGACUGUGACAGAUUUAAAGAGGAGAACCGCGGCAAAGACUCGGACCCGCUUCUGAGCGACUCGGAGUUAAAAGACCCAGAGGAGCGGACUACGGAGUUGCUGCCGGAUUCCACCAAACCGACCACUUCGUCCCCCUCUGUGGUGCCCCGGGGGAUCCCAUCCGGUGCGCAACAACAAGACAAGCCGUCAGAUUUGAGCCACGCGCCCGGUGCCGUCACCACCAACGUGACCUCUGUUAUCCACUCGCCCCCCUCGGCCCCUAAACCCAAACUGUGGUCUCUGGCGGAGAUUGCCACCUCCUCCGACAGGUGUAAGGGCAGCAGCGAUGCGCCACAGGCGCUCGGCCAGAGCGCAGUGAUGGUUACCGGCGCGUCUCCAUCACGUUCAUCCCCUCAGUGCGUGCUCCCGAACAGCACGGUCCUCUCCAGGCCUCUGUACUACACCUCCCCUUUCUACACCGGCUACACGAACUAUGGUGGCACUUUUGGACAUCUCCACAGUAACCACGGCUCCGUGUCCACAGGCUCCACGGCACAUUUCAAUGGAUUAAACCAGACUGUGUUAAAUAGAGCAGAGGCUUUGGUCAGAGAAAGCCAGAAAGUCAGAGGCCAAACGCAGGUAGAUGUGUGUAAAGACUCUCCUUAUGAACUAAAGAAAGGUAUGUCAAACAUUUGAUUCUUUUUCAGCCGCCGCGGACUUUUAUUUAUUUUAUUUUUGUGGUUGCAUAAAAAAAGAAAAAAAAAUGACAAAGGAAAAUGUGAGAACACUUAUUUUUAAAUGCUUAUCUUCAAAAUUUUAGUUUCUGAAUCCUAAAAUGUAACAAAAAUAUGGUCUUAAUCGCUGCAGCCGCAAGUCUAUUUGUAUUAAAGACUAACAUGUAUAUUUAAUGUAGCGUUUUUGUAUUUAAAAAUGGACAACACACUAUCUUUGAAGUAAAUUAUGGAAGAAAA
This is a messenger RNA of Thalassophryne amazonica, 2116 nucleotides long. RefSeq names its product iroquois homeobox 5a (gene irx5a). The transcript is spliced from 3 exons. The record is from RefSeq and is a predicted model, not a curated record. Gene Ontology annotation, biological process: regulation of transcription by RNA polymerase II; neuron differentiation; cell development. Bases 495 to 1841 code for a protein of 448 amino acids. Gene Ontology annotation, cellular component: nucleus. Gene Ontology annotation, molecular function: DNA-binding transcription factor activity, RNA polymerase II-specific; RNA polymerase II cis-regulatory region sequence-specific DNA binding. NCBI's taxonomy places the organism in Eukaryota, Metazoa, Chordata, Actinopteri, Batrachoidiformes, Batrachoididae.